Messenger RNA from Chrysoperla carnea, 2718 nucleotides. RefSeq names its product dynein axonemal intermediate chain 3 (gene mmm). Gene Ontology annotation, biological process: inner dynein arm assembly; cilium movement involved in cell motility. The coding region runs from base 1 to 2718 and encodes 905 amino acids. Gene Ontology annotation, molecular function: dynein light chain binding; dynein heavy chain binding. NCBI's taxonomy places the organism in Eukaryota, Metazoa, Arthropoda, Insecta, Neuroptera, Chrysopidae. Gene Ontology annotation, cellular component: inner dynein arm. The transcript has 3 exons. The record is from RefSeq and is a predicted model, not a curated record.
AUGCAAGAAGAUCAACGAUUUCGUUCAUUAUUUGAAGUAGAAAUCGAAACGAAGUUUCCAGUAAUUAGUGAGCAAACAAAAUUUCGUAACCGUAAUGCUGACGAUGUACGUGAUGGGUAUGUUGAAAUUUUACCAUAUCGCGAAACGUUCGAUAAUACAGUAAAAACUCGAGUGCAUGCAUCAUCACAAAUAACACCUUCAAAGAAGACAGUAUCUGUACAAACAGUAUGCACAUUUCCAACACAUAAAUGGACCCAAUAUGGAUAUGAAUACGAACCACCGGUUGAGGUACCAAUAAUUGUAAAGAAAGGGCAACCAAGACCUAAAACCCCAUUGGAGAAGUUUUUAAGUUCAAGUGGAGUUGAUCCAAUUUAUGAUGAAAUGGUUUAUAAUAGUAUUUUAAAUUUAUACAAAGAUGAUUAUCCUGAUUUAUGUACUGACGAAUAUUCUAGUAAAUCGUCACAAAAUUUAGAGUUUAACGAAUUUAUGUCAUUUGCUGAUGUAAUAAACUGCCAAGAUAAAUUAAUUGAAGCUUGUUCCUGGCAUCAUUCGUGGAGUGGUAUUGUUGCAUUAUCGUAUGUUGACGCAUCUACUUCUAGUAGACUUCAAUCAAAACCUUCUCGAGAUGAAGUUUACAGGGCAAUUCAAGGUAAAAAUCCAGUUUUAUUAUGGAGUACAUCGGAAACAUUACAUCCGAUACUAGAAUUAUAUGCACCGCGUGAAGUGCGUGAAUUGGAAUUUUGUCCAUUUAACGAAAAUUUACUACUUGGUGGCUUAAUGAAUGGUCAAGUAAUAUUAUGGGAUUUAACAAAUCGUAUAAAAUUUGAAGAGCAAAAUGAAGUUUUAACCCAUCGACGGCCGAUUAGUUCCAUUGUAUGGUUACCACCACAAUUCCGUAUUAAUCGUUCUGGUCAAUCAUCAACAGUACCAAGUGCUAAUGUGAAUCCAUCAUACCAAUUUUUAACAUCAUCUGAGGAUGGAUGUAUUUAUUUCUGGGACUUAUCCUUGGAGGUAGAUAGUACCCAAGAAAUUAAAAAGGAACGUGUCUCAAAGCGAUUGCACACCCGGCUACCAGAAUUAAAUGUUGAUAGAUCGCCCUACUGUGUACUAAACGGCUUUUUAAAACCUUUUUACAAACUAAACAUUCCAAAACAAGGUAAACAAGAUUUAGUAAUUAAUCCAAUUACUUGCAUAUCAAUGCCACCAAUUUAUGUUGACUAUAUUAAAAUAUCUGAGACUAAUGCACGCAAUAUAACCAGUCAAGUAAUUUUCGAACCAAAAAUUCCACUGGAUGUAAAACCAUUUGAACAAGUAGUUUAUAUUGGUUUUGUAGAUGGUGAAUUUGGUGUUGCCAAAUGGCUUGGUUAUGAGAUUGAUACUGGAUCUCCUUUGAACGUAGAGACACUAGAAAUACAAAUGUUUCGUCAAGCACAUGAUGGUUCUAUUUUAGACAUAAUUACAACCAAAUUUUUAGAAAAUACAAUAUUAACAAUCGGGGGUAAGUUGGCUGCAUUGUGGGAUAGAAAUUUUCAAUUAGCCCCAAUUUUUGUUAUUCGGAAAUCUAAAUCGGUAACAUGUGCCUCAUGGUCAUUAUUUCGACCAUCUUGUUUUCAUAUAGGUCUCUCGGAUGGUACAAUUGAGAUUUAUGAUAUUAUACAUCGUUCUGAUAAACCAAUAGUAAGACAAAGUGUUUCGGGAAAAGGACUUACAGUUAUAAAAAGCCAUAUUAUUAAAUUAAAUCAGAAUGUUUUUGGUAUUGGCGAUUAUCGUGGUACAUUUCGAAUGCUAAAUAUUCCAUCAAUUUUUUGUGAAAAUAAUGCUGAAAUACAUAAUACAGUAAAAAAAAUUUUACAUUCAGCAGUCCAGCGACGUAGAGAUUUCUUCGAAUGGCAGGAAAACUGGCUAGAAAUCCAUAAAGAUUUAAUUAAUUCCAUUGCACAGGAAAAAGAACGUGCUAAAGAGGAAAGAACUAAACAAUUAGAAGAAGAAAUUCGUAUGGCAGAACAAUUAGAGCAAAAACGUAUUGACGACGAAAGGAAACGUAUACUUGCUGAAAGUAGACCGCAACCGGGACAGUAUGAAAAAUGGGCUCAAAAGAAAUUUGAUGAUAUGCAAGCAAUUCGUAUGCACAAUGUAUUAUUAGAGAAGAAACAAUUACGACGGGAAGAUCUAGUAAUAUAUUUAGCACCGUUAAAUCGUAUUGAAGAUGAAAAGAAAAAGAAGGCAAUCAAACAAGAAAAAAUGCUAGGUAAAAAGAGUAAACUAUUCGAAGAUGCAUUGGCAAUAUCAUUUCCUGAAACACAAGAUGCAGAUUGUGGAUUUACUAAAAAGCAACCUGUUUCUAAAAUUAGUGAUGAAUCUAAACUGAUCGAUAGAAGUACAAUACGAAAAUAUCUAAAUAUGUAUGAAGAAUACGAAGUUAAUUCUUAUUCACUGAUCGAUUCGAAUAGAUAUGAAGUUAAAGUGACUUGGAGUGAUGUACUUAAAAGAGGCAAUGAGCGCAAAACUACAAUAGAUAUUGGUUUGAAGCUAAAUUCGAAACAUCGAAAUCGAAUUAAAACUGAUCCUCCCAAAUUACUACCAACAAUUGCAGAAAUCUCUUCUUCUUCAAUACCUUCAAUAAGAAGUCAAGGAGGUACAAUUCAUACCAUUAUGAAACCAGACGAAGAAAGUGAACUUUCAAUAGAAAUGGAACAUGAAGUAGAAUUGGAUGAGUAA